AUGGAAAAUUACAAUCAAACAUCAACUGAUUUCAUCUUAUUGGGGCUGUUUCCACCAUCAAGAAUUGACCUUUUCUUCUUCAUUCUCAUUGUUUUCAUUUUCCUGAUGGCUCUAAUUGGAAACCUGUCCAUGAUUCUUCUCAUCUUCUUGGACACCCAUCUCCACACACCCAUGUAUUUCCUACUGAGUCAGCUCUCCCUCAUUGACCUAAAUUACAUCUCCACCAUUGUUCCUAAGAUGGCAUCUGAUUUUCUGCAUGGAAACAAGUCUAUCUCCUUCACUGGGUGUGGGAUUCAGAGUUUCUUCUUCUUGGCAUUAGGAGGUGCAGAAGCACUACUUUUGGCAUCUAUGGCCUAUGAUCGUUACAUUGCUAUUUGCUUUCCUCUCCACUAUCUCAUCCGCAUGAGCAAAAGAGUGUGUGUGCUGAUGAUAACAGGGUCUUGGAUCAUAGGCUCGAUCAAUGCUUGUGCUCACACUGUAUAUGUACUCCAUAUUCCUUAUUGCCGAUCCAGGGCCAUCAAUCAUUUCUUCUGUGAUGUCCCAGCAAUGGUGACUCUGGCCUGCAUGGACACCUGGGUCUAUGAGGGCACAGUGUUUUUGAGUGCCACCAUCUUUCUCGUGUUUCCCUUCAUUGGUAUUUCAUGUUCCUAUGGCCAGGUUCUCUUUGCUGUCUACCACAUGAAAUCUGCAGAAGGGAGGAAGAAAGCCUAUUUGACCUGCAGCACCCACCUCACUGUAGUAACUUUCUACUAUGCACCUUUUGUCUACACUUAUCUACGUCCAAGAUCCCUGCGAUCUCCAACAGAGGACAAGGUUCUGGCUGUCUUCUACACCAUCCUCACCCCAAUGCUCAACCCCAUCAUCUAUAGCCUGAGGAACAAGGAGGUGAUGGGGGCCCUGACACGAGUGAGUCAGAGAAUCUGCUCUGUGAAAAUGUAG
Homo sapiens (human) is the source of this 939-nucleotide messenger RNA. RefSeq names its product olfactory receptor family 2 subfamily L member 8 (gene OR2L8). The record is from RefSeq and is marked provisional. The transcript has a single exon. Gene Ontology annotation, molecular function: olfactory receptor activity; G protein-coupled receptor activity. Gene Ontology annotation, biological process: G protein-coupled receptor signaling pathway. Gene Ontology annotation, cellular component: membrane; plasma membrane. Lineage: Eukaryota; Metazoa; Chordata; Mammalia; Primates; Hominidae. Bases 1 to 939 code for a protein of 312 amino acids.